Fusarium subglutinans is the source of this 1098-nucleotide messenger RNA. Its product is annotated as C-3 sterol dehydrogenase 3-beta-hydroxysteroid dehydrogenase. The record is from RefSeq and is a predicted model, not a curated record. The transcript has 3 exons. Lineage: Eukaryota; Fungi; Ascomycota; Sordariomycetes; Hypocreales; Nectriaceae. Bases 1 to 1098 code for a protein of 365 amino acids.
AUGGCCGAGAAGCCUUCGGUCCUGAUUAUUGGAGGGCUUGGCUACAUUGGCCGCUUUCUGGCCCUCCAUAUCCACCAGAACGAGCUCGCUUCCGAUGUGAGGCUCGUUGACAAAGUCCUGCCUCAACUCGCAUGGCUAGCUCCUGAGUUCUCCGAAGCCUGCUCACAAGACAAAUUCAUGCAGGCUGAUGCCAGUAGACCUGAUGGAAAACAAUGGGACUAUGUUUUUAACUGUGGAGGUGAGACGAGGUACUCACAGGAGGAUGAGGUCUACAAGCUUCGAUCGUUGAACCUUUCCAUUGCAGUGGGCAAAGAGGCGGCCAAAAGAGGAGUCAAGGCCUUUGUUGAGCUGAGCACAGGCAUGGUGUACAAGUCCGACUCAUCACCAAGCAAAGAGGGAGAUAAAAUCAAACCUUGGAACCGGAUUGCUGUGUUUAAGCUGCAGGCUGAGGAGGAGCUCUCCAAAAUUGAAGGCCUGAACCUCAUCAUCGUGCGUUUACCGCACGUCUAUGGACCCUAUGCCUCUCAGUGGGUCGCGACGGCAUUGUGCAUGGCUCGCACUUAUCAACACCUUGAAGACGAAAUGAAGUGGCUUUGGACCAAGGACCUCCGAACUAACACAGCACACAUUGACGAUGUAACACGGGCUUUGUGGGAAAUCGCAGCAUGGUUUGAUGCAGGCAAGGCGAAGUGGGACGAGGCCAGCAUGGGCAAGAUCCCCAUCUUCAACAUCGUGGAUGAGGGUGCGACAAGUCAGGGCACCAUAGCGACAAUUAUUGGUGAUAUUUUCAAGAUCGAGACAGGUUUCCAGGGCCAGCUUAUCAGUACAUUUGCUCGACUCAACCUCGAUAGUGUUGUGGACGAUGUUAAUGACGAGCUCCUGGGACCAUGGGCCGACCUCCUCGCAGAUGCGGGCAUUACACGACCGGGCCCGCUGACUCCAUUCAUGGAGAAGGAAUUACUCAAGGAUACGGACCUCAGUAUGGACGGAACGCGGCUCAAGACACUAUUGGGUUUUGAGUACAAGAAGCCUGCCCUCACGAAGGAGUUGAUCGAGGAAGUGAUCGAGAGCUACAAGAAGAUGAAGUGGUGGCCUUGA